Molecule: messenger RNA, 2424 nt
Organism: Torulaspora globosa
Lineage: Eukaryota; Fungi; Ascomycota; Saccharomycetes; Saccharomycetales; Saccharomycetaceae
Exons: 1
Coding region: 1-2424 (807 amino acids)
Molecular function (GO): protein binding
Source: RefSeq, a predicted model, not a curated record
AUGAGUGUUAAAGGUUUCGAUGAGCAAUCGUUGAUAGACGAUGCGUCUACAUUAUUAUUGUUCUCUAAAGCAAGAAGUGGCAGUGGCGGCGGUGGUAUUAAUACCGACGGUAGUGGUGUAAAGUCUCUGUCUUCAUCUCCAAAAGAGGCACCUGUUGAAGGAUCCCAAUCCGUUGUGCGAUCAACACCGCUCUCGAGAACAUCUACCGAGAGGGGGACCUUAUCACCGAGAAAUCCGAUGGGAUCUGUGGGACCUGCUUCAGCAGCUUUGUUGCAAGAUGACGGCUUCGAAUGCCAUAGAUCAGGAUCCAUGUCGCCGAAGAGCAGCGAUGGAAGUGGUAAUUCCAACAGCAAGCAAAAGGGAAUGGUAGCGGCCGCAGCACUGGCAGCUGCUGCCACUGUACCCCUCCCGUUAAACACUGAACGUCGGAGGAAGAGCAAACACGAGGUAGAGAGAAUCGUUGAAACAGGAUCGAAGAAUUUGAGGCAUGAAUGGCCCGUACCAGACUCGUUCGUCGUCGAUAUCGAUUCUGGUGUCAUUUCUUGUAUCUGUGGCUACGACGACGAUGAUGGCUUUACCAUACAAUGUGAUCACUGCCACAGGUGGCAGCACGCUAUAUGUUACAAUAUCAAGGAUAUCGAAACAGCCCCUGAAGAUCACCUGUGCAAUACAUGCGAGCCCAGAAGAUUAGAUCCCAAGAAGGCAAGGCGGAGACAAUUAGAGAGACGACAAGCACUGGGAAGUCGAAAUAACAGGGAUGCAGGAACGGCCGGCGGUGGCGGCUCUAAGGAUGAUGCAGGAGCUGGCGGUCUUGGGAAGGAUUCUGAUAAUAAUGAGCUGCAUUCUGAGGCAGUGUCCAACGAAGGUAAAAAUUCGGAGACCGAAACGGGCUAUGAUAAGAUUAGCAGGAGAGGAUCUUAUGCCAGUGAUGUGCAAAACAACGUCUCCAGCACAGAGAAUGCGGGAAGAAAGAGGAAGAAUGACGGAGAAACGGGACAGAUGGACGACGCAAAGAGAAGAAAAGACAAUAUAUCGUAUACAAGCGCUAAAGAAGCCUAUUCCGCGAUGUUUUUACCUAUCGAUCGAUACGAAUUCAAGGACAAAUACGCCAAACUUUUCAUUGAGAAACACAAUGACGACGAUUGGGUCAUACCUUACAACAAGAAAGUUUUUGAACCGCUGUCUGUCGAAGUCAAACCGUAUGCUGAGGUCAACAAUUCCAAAGUGUUUCCGGGCUACAGUAAACUGGGUGUUUAUUUGAAGGAGUUUUGCCAUCAAAAAAGCUUCAUUUGUGAGUUUUUGGGAGAGGUUGAUUUUCAACGUGGUUACCUGAUGGAUCCAAGGAAUCAUUACAGAAUAUGGGGCACGACAAAACCCAAAGUUCUAUUUCAUCCGCAUUGGCCCCUGUAUAUAGACGCCAGACUAUGUGGUAACCUUGCAAGAUAUAUGAGAAGAAGCUGCAAUCCCAAUGUGGAACUGGCGACUGCGAAAAUGCCUGACACGAAUGAGGUCAAGUUUGUUCUUAGGGCAAUCAGGGAUAUCCAAGAAGGUGAAGAGAUCCACAUUGGCUGGCAGUGGGAUCUGCGGCAUCCAAUAUGGCAAUUGAUCAACAAGACAGCAACAUUUGAAUCCCUAAACGAUCCCGAUAAAUAUUUGCUGAUCCAUUCCAUUGACACGGUCCUGGGAGCGUGCGAAUGCGCUUGUGGGAACAACAAUAAGGAAUGCAAUCUGCUCAAGGUUAAGAAAUUCUCGCAGAGUCUCUACAGGUCCGUCAAGUCUAAGAUGAACAACCGGUAUAAACUAAAUGAAAUUCUGAAUCAGUACCAAGGCAAGAGAAGGAGACAACCUCCAAUAUUGAAAAGAUUGGCAAACGAGAGGCUGCAGAAUUCGGAGCGAGCCUCUGAAUUGAUAGCUGAAUAUGACGAAAAGAAAGCAAAGUGUCUAUCCAAUGCAACAUACGACGGCGUAGUUGUUGCGGAAAGCUUGCCAACGGGCGAGACAAUAAAACCCUACAAGUGGGUGCUGAUGAACAAGUAUCAUGGCAGUAGAAACGGCGUCUUUGAAGGCUCUCCCGCUUCCUCAUUCAAUAAGGCACCGACUCCACUAACUUUCGAUGAACAGAAAGUCACGGAUCUUAACAAGCUGCCCAUACCGAUUGUGUUAGAGAUACCGAUUGAAUCCCCUUCAAUGAAGGGCAAGCUGCAAAUCGACUAUUCGAACAAAGCAGCCGCAGAAGUUCCCUCGAAGGAGAAACCACCUGUGCCCUCCAUCUCCGCUACCGGCAAGACGAUCGACCCUGUGAGGACCGAAACUAAGAGCGGCUCAGCAAGUGCAAACACACUUCCGGACCUCGCAGAUGCAUACAAGAAUCCUCUCAAGAAGAAGCUCAGCUUCGCAGACUAUAGGAAGAAACAACAUAAGUAA